UGCCGCUCUAGUAAGCCACACAAUGAUGUCAGCCAGCACCAAGAUGAGAAGCAGAAAGCAAAGGCAGAGACCUACAGAUAGCCCCAGUACAAGGAUGGAACUGAGAAAACGAUGCCGAAGAACGACAAGUAACCAACAGCAAGUGGAAGAAAGCUACAGAUAUGGAAAGAAGGCAGCAACAGAAUAUCAGUUUCUCCACCAAGAAGAAUGUUUAUUCUUAACAGAGGCCAAUGAAGUAGUGAAGUUUGAUGUGAAUGGAAUCUCUCUCUCUAGACUCCAGAAAAAAAAUGAUAUCAGAUGGAUGACUACUUGGGUCCAUUACUUCCGUGUUCAAGGCCCAGGUUGUGGCAGGUUUCUAGUUACUUUUAGCCAAGUGUCCGAUGAACAAAACAAAUUGCUGGUGCUGACCAAAGACAUUGACCGCAAGCAACUGAAGGUGUUUUCAUGUGAUAUGCCGAAUAAGCCACAUACUAAGGGCAAAAGGUUUGAUAUCACUAAGCUAAAUGCAGAUGAUCUAAAAUGUCAUCUUUUCUUCAUGGAUAAAGAAAAAAAUGGAGAAGUGGUACAGUUUAAAUGCCCCGAAGAUACAACACACUAUAUUCAUGCGAGUCGGACACUGUUUCUAAAGUACAGAGACACAGAUGUGACGGAUGGAUCAAUAUUCCGCUUCAGGCUCCGCAAAGCUGUCCAACCAUGAAAGUUUGCGACUGCAUAUGUUCAACUAAGAGAAGGAAAGAUCCCACAUUAUACUGCCUGUUUUUUGUAACUCUGUGUUUGAAAUAACCAAGUAUAGUACUGUAUUUAUUCAAUUUGAUGUAGAAUGACAAUUUGUUGUUCUGUCGUUUGGUGCACUUAAUUACUUUCUAAUACAUUUAAAGAAUUGGGACUAGUAUAUCUUAUCUCUUUAUGCUGAUUAAGAUCCUCUUAUUGUUUUCCUUUGCUGUGCAAGAUAGAAUCUGGUAACAGCUAGGAGCCUUUAUUGUAAUGGCCAAGGUUCUCCUCCCUAAGGAGAUCAGAAAUACUGUAGCUCUUCCAUUACGGCCCUCUGAAAUGACUGCAACGCUAACUUUCUCUGGAAGCUAUUUGAAAGCUGCAUAAAAUUUGAUGAAAGAUUUGUCUUAAUUUUUGCUGGCUACUGAUUUUGUUUGCCUUCUUGAAUUUAACUGUUUUUAUUUUUUUAUUUUUAUACAACCUGUAUUGUAGUUGUAGAUCUCUAAUGGAAAGGUUGAAUGUACAUAUUUUCAAUAAAAGUAGUUUA
Zootoca vivipara (common lizard) is the source of this 1258-nucleotide messenger RNA. RefSeq lists its product as uncharacterized. The record is from RefSeq and is a predicted model, not a curated record. Lineage: Eukaryota; Metazoa; Chordata; Lepidosauria; Squamata; Lacertidae.